AUGGUGAUCAUGUCGGAGUUCAGCGCGGCGGCCGCGGGCUCAGGCCAGGGCCAGCAGAAGCCCCUCCGUGUGGGCUUUUACGACAUUGAGCGGACCCUAGGCAAAGGCAAUUUCGCGGUAGUGAAGCUGGCACGGCAUAGAGUCACCAAAACCCAGGUUGCAAUAAAAAUAAUCGAUAAAACAAGAUUAGAUCCAAGCAAUUUGGAGAAAAUAUAUAGAGAGGUUCAGAUUAUGAAGCUUUUGAACCAUCCUCACAUCAUAAAACUUUAUCAGGUUAUGGAAACCAAGGACAUGCUUUACAUUGUCACUGAGUUUGCAAAAAAUGGAGAGAUGUUUGAUUAUUUGACUUCCAAUGGGCACCUGAGCGAGGAGGAAGCACGGAAGAAGUUCUGGCAGAUCCUUUCAGCCGUGGAGUACUGUCAUAGCCACCACAUCGUUCACCGGGAUCUCAAGACCGAGAACCUGCUGUUGGACAGCAAUAUGGACAUCAAGCUGGCAGAUUUUGGAUUUGGGAAUUUCUACAAGUCAGGAGAGGCACUGUCUACAUGGUGUGGGAGCCCCCCAUAUGCUGCCCCAGAGGUCUUUGAAGGGAAGGAGUAUGAAGGCCCCCAGCUUGACAUCUGGAGCCUUGGUGUUGUGCUGUACGUGCUGGUCUGUGGCUCGCUGCCCUUCGAUGGGCCCAACCUGCCUACCCUGCGGCAGAGGGUGCUGGAGGGCCGCUUCCGCAUCCCCUUCUUCAUGUCUCAAGACUGUGAGUCAUUAAUCCGCCGCAUGCUGGUCGUGGACCCUGCUAAGCGCAUCACUAUUGCCCAGAUCAAGCAGCACCGGUGGAUACAGGCAGAGCCAGCUCUUCCGCAGCCCACCUCCCUGGCCUUCAUGGCACACGACUACAACUCCAACCUGGGUGACUACAAUGAGCAGGUGCUGGGCAUCAUGCACAUGCUGGGCAUUGACCGGCGGAGGACUGUGGAGUCAUUACAGAAUAGCAGCUAUAACCACUUUGCUGCCAUCUAUUACCUCCUCCUCGAGCGGCUGAAGGAGUAUCGGAGCUCCCAGCUGCCAACUCGCCCAGGGCCUACUCGGCAGCCCAGGCCCAGGAGCUCUGAGCUCAGUGGUUUUGAGGUGCCUCAGGAGGGCCUCACCAGUGACCCUCUCCACUCACCCCUGUUCUGCCCGCAACCCCAGACCUUGGCACAGUCCGUCCUACAGGUUGAGAUGGACUGCGACCUUAGCACUUCACUCCAGCCCUUGUUCUUCCCCAUGGAUGCCAGCUGUGAUGGAAUGUUCCGACACCGCUCUGUCUCCCCAAGUAGCCUGCUUGACACAGCCAUCAGUGAGGAGGCCAGGCAGGGCCAGGGCCUAGAGGAGGAACUGAAGGCACAGAAGCCCCUGCCCAGUGCUACAGGCCGACGGCACACACUGGCCGAGGUCACCACCCACUUCUCCCCAAGUAUCCCUCCAUGCAUUGUCAUUUCCUCCUCCUGUGCCGCAGCAGUGGGCCCUUCUGAAGGAACCAGCUCUGACAGCUGCCUGACCUUCUCAGCAAGCAACGGCCCUGUGGGGCUCAGCAGCUUGGUUGCCCAGGGGCUGGAGGGCACCUGCUCACCUGUCCGAGUGGCCGCACCAUGCCUGGGGGCCCAGUCUGCCACCCCAGUCUUGCAGGCACAGGGGGGCCUAGGCAGUGCUGUCCCACUCCCUGUCAGCUUUCAGGAAGGACGGAGGGCCUCAGAUACUUCACUCACCCAAGGGUUGAAAGCUUUUCGACAGCAACUGAGGAAGAAUGCCAGGACCAAAGGAUUUCUGGGACUAAACAAGAUCAAGGGGCUGGCCCGCCAAGUGUGUCAACCCUCCUCUGCCAGCCGGGCUCCACGGGGUGGCCUGAACCCCUUCCCACUCCCAGCACAGAGCACUGGCCCAUACAGCAGCGGAGGCAACUGCCGGGAGGGCUGGAAUCUGCUUGAAGAGGUGCUCCACCAACAGAGGCUGCUCCAGUUACAGCACCACCCGACAGCCCAGCCCAGCUGCCCACAGGUGCCCCCACCACCCCAGACUCCCUACGUCCUCGCCUCCUGUGACAGUUCUGGCAUUCCUUCGCUCUCCAGUACCCUCCUGGUGGCAGGACUCCAGAAGGAGCUGGUGUUGGGGGCCAGCCCACUCCUGCCGCCCCAUCUCUUCUCAGCCACUGCCUCCCCCAUGGCCUCAACAGCCCAGCUCCUGGAUGCCCACCUGCACAUCAGCUCUGCUGCAGUGCCCCUCGCCCCCAUCACGACUCCGCAGCCCCACUUUGCUGUGUUGCCCCCUGGCUUUGAGCCCACAGGGCUGGCGCAGGGAGACUGUGAGAUGGAGGACCUUACUGUGGGCCAGCUGGGCACCUUCGUGCUGGUGCAGUGA
Molecule: messenger RNA, 2391 nt
Organism: Orycteropus afer afer
Lineage: Eukaryota; Metazoa; Chordata; Mammalia; Tubulidentata; Orycteropodidae
Gene: SIK1
Product: salt inducible kinase 1
Exons: 13
Coding region: 1-2391 (796 amino acids)
Biological process (GO): protein phosphorylation; intracellular signal transduction; microtubule cytoskeleton organization
Cellular component (GO): cytoplasm
Molecular function (GO): tau-protein kinase activity; ATP binding; protein serine/threonine kinase activity
Source: RefSeq, a predicted model, not a curated record